AUGGCCAUGGAUUUCUGCCUGCGGGAUAAUGUGCGAGAGCCUGGCCUGGUGUUCAAAGAGAUCCAAGUACUCGAAGACAGCGACGAGGAAGAGAAGACGUGGGGCCACAGGAGGUGUCGUGCCAAGUUGAUCUUCAAGCCGACUGGAAUCGUUCUGGGCAAGUUCCUCAGGCUUUGCUGCGAUCUGGACCCAUUCAACCCAGGCAACGGGCACCGGUCUGGCUGGCAAGCGCAAUACAGGGUCCUUGCCAGUGGAGGCCUACAGAUCUUCGACUUCGCUGAUCUUGCACCGGGGGAGUCGGACUUCAGCGAAUUUCCUCUGCAGCCGAAGGAGCAGAGGGGUUCACAGAUGACGCGCAGAUACGUGGGAUCUGGCGAUGAGCCAAGCCGAUUGGAGGCAGCCAAGGCGAUUAUGCAAGCGGAGCAUGAUUAUCUCAGUGUCUUCCACGAGAUGGAUUAUGACGUGCUCAUGUCCACGCAUGGGAACGAACGGGAACGCAAAAGAUACAAGCGUGUAUUGGCUGCAUGCUUGGUGGUUGGGUAA
This is a messenger RNA of Symbiodinium sp. CCMP2592, 543 nucleotides long. The record is from the annotation of a GenBank genome assembly. NCBI's taxonomy places the organism in Eukaryota, Dinophyceae, Suessiales, Symbiodiniaceae.